Molecule: messenger RNA, 1114 nt
Organism: Hyalella azteca
Lineage: Eukaryota; Metazoa; Arthropoda; Malacostraca; Amphipoda; Hyalellidae
Gene: Pvf1
Product: vascular endothelial growth factor A-like
Exons: 8
Biological process (GO): positive regulation of cell population proliferation; positive regulation of protein autophosphorylation
Cellular component (GO): membrane
Molecular function (GO): growth factor receptor binding; growth factor activity
Source: RefSeq, a predicted model, not a curated record
AUCUCAAUUCUGAACAUUAUUGGACGAGUGAAAUGUUAUUGGACGGCUCCUGGAAGUGCGUGGCGGCGCUCUGCCUCCUGGCAGUCGCAGGGACAGCGGCAGCGCAGGACAGACUUACAGGGAAUAAGCAAGGCCCUGCGUGACUAUUGCACGCCUGAGAACACUACCGUGAUGUUGAAGAUCGAGCCGGAGUUCAACGUGAUGAUCGUCCCGCGGUGCGUGCGCCUGCCGAGGUGUGGAGGCUGUUGCCACGGACCUUUGGUCGAGUGUAGACCUACGAGCACCAGCACGGUCUCCUUCAAGAUUAUGCGGGCGAAGAAGUUAAUUUCCUCGGGACGUUCAGCCGGCGUCCGGGAACGCCCAGGUUUCCUCGGGAAACCUGGGCGCACGCGGCGCGUACGACCAACGUCGCACCCUGAUCUCCCUCCCGGCUGGACACCCUCAAGCUACAUCACAAUAGAAGAAGAGGCGCACAACCAGUGUGAAUGCCAGUGUCGCAUCCAGGAACAGGACUGUAACCGGGCAAUUCAAGACUACAACCCUACCGAUUGUAGUUGCGUCUGCAAAAAUCAGCAUGAGCAGAGGAAGUGCAGCUAUAAAAAUCGAACGCAUUACUGGAGCGAAAAAGACUGCGCGUGCUACUGCUAUACAGAGGACACCUGCAGCACUGGUCAACGAUACGAUCACAAUCUCUGCAGAUGCACGAAUGUGAACUUUGCGGCUCGAUUACGACUCUCUGAACUCCCAUCGUUCGCUACCGGUCUGGACCGCCGGCCGGCCACUCGAGUGCCCAUCACGUUCGGAGGGUGAAGUGCGACGCUCGUUAACUUCCCUGCGGAUUUGUUUUGUUCUGACCAACUUACAAAUAUAAACAAAUUAUCUUUAAUCAACAAUGCUUGUAGCUUCUAUGAGACCUGAAUUGCAACAUUAUUGUCUAUAAUUAAAUUCUGAAGUCAAACACACUCGUGACAAACGAGUACUUUCUGGGCAUCGAUAUUUUAAAAAUUUAGUACCUUAAAUAUUGCAAUGACUUUAGAGAGUAGAGUAAGCUAAAAUUUUCAUCGUUUUAUCUAUGAUUAAGGAAACUGGUCGGCCCUGAGUGUCGUCAAAGCAG